CACUAACUCGUCGUCCGCCUCCUUCCCAGUUCCCGGGACGCUGUCAGCGGACGCGGCAACGCUGUCGCCCCUCGAUUCUUCGAUCGGCCUCUUCCGCGUGGUCUCCGCCCCCUCGAGCCCCACCGGUGGUGCAUAAACGAUGAUGGCAAUGCAUACUUCAGCCUUAACAUUUUAUACUGAAACUAUGUGUAUUCCACCAUCAAAAUACUCUAGAUCAAGAUUUUUUCAUGCGUCUUUUAUGCAAAGAUGUGUUUUUGGUCAUGAAGAAAGGAUUUAUCCUUGCAUUUGUUUCCUCAAGCUAGCUGCACCAUCAGCUAAUAACCCCAGGAGGAUGAGCUGGGCUGCAAGCAGUAUGGCAGAUGGCAACAGAUCAAACGCAUCUGAAAGCGGCACAAAUCCAACAACCCGUUUGGUCAGAACCAUUCAAUCUUUCCAAACAAAGUUGAAUACUCGGAUCAAGCAGUUGAAGAAGGGCCUGUCGGUUAAAGUUUUCUUCUUCUUGGUGGGAUUCUAUUGUGCUACAGCAUUUGCCACUGUCAUUGGACAAACUGGCGACUGGGACAUUCUUUCUGCAGGCUUGGCCGUUGUUGUAGUUGAGGGGAUUGGUGCCCUCAUGUACAGGGCUUCUCUUCCUUAUGCCAACAAAAUAAGGAAUCUAGUUACUGUCUUUAAUUACUGGAAGGCAGGGCUUUCCUUGGGCUUGUUCUUGGAUGCAUUUAAAUAUGAAAUUGAUUCGUUCUUCGAGUCAUGUAAACCAAUGAAUAUUGAAAUAGAUAUAUUUCCUCCAUUUUGGUAAAUGCAUUAUUUUAGUGCAUGCAUUUGUACA
Messenger RNA from Musa acuminata subsp. malaccensis (wild Malaysian banana), 826 nucleotides. Its product is annotated as ycf20-like protein. Lineage: Eukaryota; Viridiplantae; Streptophyta; Magnoliopsida; Zingiberales; Musaceae. The record is from RefSeq and is a predicted model, not a curated record.